AUGGGGGCCGUCUCGGAGGAAGACUUGCGAUAUGGCAACUUGGUAGUCGGGGUACUGGGUGCGACGUUGAUGCUGGUGGGCCUGUUUGCCACCUUGUAUCAUCGACAAAUCCAGCGCUGGCGCGAUGGCCGCUUUCGGCUCGAUGACACCCACCCGCUACACAUGCUGGCCAUCAAGACCUUUUGCGAUGGAGCCGUCACCAUCAAUCGCCUGGCCGCGGCCAUUGCCAGCUACCACGGUAGCUUGCACGCCUUUUGCCCAGCCUACGUCAUUGUUGAGGACUUUGUCACCAAUGCCUCCUUCACCUGGCUGCUCUUGCUGGCGCUCGACCUCUAUGUGACGCUGCGCAAUCCCUUCACGUCACCUGGCCGGGCGUAUCCCUUUUAUCACCUUCUGGCUUGGGGCGUGGCAGCAGGAGCCGUCGGGCUCCUCACGGUGGCGGUGGGCGAUGCUCGCCUGAUUGACGUCGAUGCCUCCGUCUCCUCCCUGUGUCACUAUUACGCCGAGCACCGCAGCGACGAGCCUGUCCACGGGCCCAACGCAACCACGACAAGGACACCGCCGCUGUUCUCCGAGUCGCAUCACGGCAUGGCCAAUCAGCCCCUCGUCACACAGAUCUUUCGAGCCGCUCCCAUCAUGUUUCUCAUUAGCUUGAUGGGCUCAUUGAUAGUGCUGGUCAAAGUGACGCUGCUCUUUCACAACAACCCACCCCGUCAUCGCGAUGCUCGUGUUCGAACCUUGCGCGCCGGUGUGCACUACGUCUUUGCCUACGGCCUGCACGGCCUCGGUCUCACGGCCGUGCUCGUCAUUGCUCUCCACCAACACAUCGCCAACGGCCAUCACAGCAUGAUCCUCGUGGCCAGUGAACUCGGCCUCUGGACCCUGCUUCUCUUUAUCGACAUCGCCUUGAUUCUGCGCACCAUCAUGCCCGAUCGGUACCUCCGCAACGAUGAGAAGACCCCGCUGCUCAGCUCCGUGCACGUCAUCAACGGCGAAGAGAUUAGCUUUCUUCACUCGGUGCACCACUCCCUUCGUGAUGAUACCGUCUUUUGCUGCAUCUAUGGCAUGGUGGCCUCGCUCGACGCCACGGCCUCGGAGCUGCCUGCCCCCGUAACCCGGCGCCUUGUCAGCCUCCCUUCGGCCCACGGGCGGCAAUUUGAGUUUAUCGACUACGAGGCGCAUCUUUUUGCCGCCCUCCGCGAGCUACAUCCUCUUUCCUCGGAUGAAUACCGGCAGUCGCUCUGGGGUGACGAGCGCGAUCGUGACGUUCCGCCCAUGGUGCAGUUUGUCAGCCGGGGCGGUCAGUCUGGAGCCUUUUUCUUCAAGUCCUACGACAGCAGGCUCAUCGUCAAGACGGUCUCGAUUGAAGAGCGCGAUGGCCUUGUCAAACUUCUGCCAGCUUAUCAUGCCCACCUGGCCGAUAAUCCGACAAGCCUGCUGACUCGAUACUGUGGCUUGUACGGCAUUCGCAUAUCCCGUGAGCAGCGUGUCAUCUACUUUGUAGUGCAGCUCAACGUGGAACAUCCAUCACACUUGGCUGCUGCGACGCAUUUUGCAUUUGACCUCAAGGGCAGCACUCACAAUCGCAGCGUCGCGCCUGCCGGCCGUUUGCCCUGUCCCUCUGAUCGCACUCACGUGGGGCAAAAGUUUCGAGACAACGAUUUGGGCCUGCCCUUGGAGCUCAGCAUUGAGGCCUACACACACCUCUCCGUGAACCUGGCCUUGGACGCGGCUUUUCUCCAUACUCACUCCUUGAUUGACUACAGUCUACUAGUGGCAGUGCAUGUGUGUCGUCCCGAUUGCCUGCACAGCCAUCCCAUGGCAGCAGGCGCUGCUGCCUUACGCCUUCGCUAUGGCCAGCCUGCCGUCUGGGACUGCCACCAGGUCAUUCUCAAUGUUGGAAUCAUUGAUCUCCUCCAACCGUAUUCUAGAGCCAAACGGCUGGAGCGGUGGUUCAAGACAAAAAUCCUGCGUGUUGAUCCCCAGGGCCUGAGCGUCUCUCCCCCCGAUGCCUACGCCGAUCGUUUCAUAUUCAGAAUUUUGCGGCAUCAUUUCAGGGUUUUGUGGCCCAAGGCCUCAACACCGGCAGCUCAAAACAGAGUAGCGCGCCCCAUGAGUCCCCUCACUCACCUCAGCCAAUCUAGCGAGGACCUUCUUCUCGCCGGCGAGCUGUAGAUAGCGUUUUUCCACGGUUGUCUUGGUCACCAAGCCUCUCUGCUUUGCGACCUCAGGCGCCGCGAAGUUUGUUUAAUCGUUUAGUGGCUCUCCGAGCCUUCGUUAGCCGAGUACAAGUACAUUCAGAAUUCACAACGAAUGUGUACACGUAAAUUCGAUAAAAUCAACUUU
Messenger RNA from Monosiga brevicollis MX1, 2346 nucleotides. RefSeq lists its product as uncharacterized. Gene Ontology annotation, molecular function: G protein-coupled receptor activity; phosphatidylinositol kinase activity. Gene Ontology annotation, biological process: phosphatidylinositol metabolic process; cell surface receptor signaling pathway; G protein-coupled receptor signaling pathway. Gene Ontology annotation, cellular component: membrane. The transcript is spliced from 6 exons. The record is from RefSeq and is a predicted model, not a curated record. Bases 1 to 2175 code for a protein of 724 amino acids. Lineage: Eukaryota; Choanoflagellata; Craspedida; Salpingoecidae.